AUGGCCGCUGCCAGGUUUAUAUUGCCUGCCAGUGGGAACAUUGAUGGAGUGAAGCUGUGUAAUGGAGGUUCUGUCACAGAUCUUGUCAAAGGCCUGCUGAAGUGUGGGCAGCGGUUGGAUGAAGCUAUAAUCUCUUAUAUCUUGUAUGGGGCACUUUUGGGUCUUCAGCACUUACACAACAACCGAAUUAUCCACCGAGAUGUCAAGGGGAACAACAUUCUUCUGACAACAGAAGGAGGAGUUAAGCUCGUUGACUUUGGUGUUUCAGCUCAGCUAACCAGCACACGUCUACGUAGAAACACAUCAGUUGGCACACCAUUUUGGAUGGCUCCUGAGGUCAUUGCUUGCGAACAGCAGUACGACUACUCUUAUGAUGCCCGAUGUGACGUCUGGUCCCUGGGGAUCACGGCUAUAGAGCUGGGCGAUGGAGACCCACCCUUGUUUGACAUGCAUCCUGUGAAAACCCUCUUUAAGAUUCCAAGGUGUCUUAUUAAGGAUUUUGAAAAGCGCCCAUCCGUCACACAUCUCCUAGAGCACCCAUUUAUUAAAGAAGCCCAUGGUAAGGAUUUGGCUCUGCAGAAACAAUUGGCUAAGCUUCUUCGAGAGCAGAAACCACACCUAGCCUCUGUUGUCAAAUCCAGGCAUGAAACCAUGUAUACCAGAAGACCUUAUCAUGUGACAGCUACUGAAAAAUAUUCCCUGGAUGAUGAUUUGGUCAAUCUGGAGGUUCUAGAUGAGGACACAAUUAUUCACCAGCUGCAAAAGCGUUUCUCAGACUUACAGAUUUAUACAUAUGUUGGAGAUAUCUUAAUAGCCCUAAAUCCCUUUCAAAAUCUCAAUAUAUACUCCCCACAGUUUUCCAAACUGUAUCAUGGUGUGAAACGGUCCUCAAAUCCCCCCCACAUAUUUGCCUCAGCAGAUGCUGCUUACCAAGGCAUGGUAACCUUCAGCAAAGACCAGUGCAUUAUCAUCAGUGGAGAGAGUGGUUCUGGGAAAACAGAAAAUGCCCAUCUGAUUGUCCAGCAUUUGACCUUCCUGGGAAAGGCCAAUAACCAGGCUCUGAGGGAGAAAAUACUGCAGGUGAACACCUUAGUGGAAGCAUUUGGCAAUGCCUGCACUGCCAUCAAUGACAACUCAAGUCGUUUUGGAAAGUAUCUGGAAAUGAUGUUCACACCCACGGGAGCUGUAAUGGGUGCAAAAAUUUCUGAAUACCUUUUGGAGAAAUCUAGAGUUAUAAAACAAGCUGUGUAG
Molecule: messenger RNA, 1251 nt
Organism: Sarcophilus harrisii (Tasmanian devil)
Lineage: Eukaryota; Metazoa; Chordata; Mammalia; Dasyuromorphia; Dasyuridae
Product: myosin-IIIb
Exons: 11
Coding region: 1-1251 (416 amino acids)
Biological process (GO): protein phosphorylation
Cellular component (GO): myosin complex
Molecular function (GO): cytoskeletal motor activity; protein kinase activity; ATP binding
Source: RefSeq, a predicted model, not a curated record